This is a messenger RNA of Perca fluviatilis (European perch), 3460 nucleotides long. RefSeq names its product transcription factor 7-like 1-A. Gene Ontology annotation, molecular function: RNA polymerase II cis-regulatory region sequence-specific DNA binding; DNA-binding transcription factor activity, RNA polymerase II-specific. The coding region runs from base 1643 to 2989 and encodes 448 amino acids. Gene Ontology annotation, biological process: canonical Wnt signaling pathway; regulation of transcription by RNA polymerase II. NCBI's taxonomy places the organism in Eukaryota, Metazoa, Chordata, Actinopteri, Perciformes, Percidae. Gene Ontology annotation, cellular component: beta-catenin-TCF complex. The transcript is spliced from 10 exons. The record is from RefSeq and is a predicted model, not a curated record.
GUGUGUGUGUGUGUGUGUGUGUGAGAGAGAGAGUGUGAGAGAUUACACAAUGUACAUUUUUUACACAUGCUCAACUGCAACUGAUUUAUCACCUCCAUCUGCAUUUUAAAAUACUGUGUGAUGUAACUGUGUGUUUUAUCCCAAAACUGAGCUGCCAGGUCCAGCAGGUCCAGUCAUGGGAUAUCACUGGAAAUAUGACUGAAUCCAGAAUGUGCCCAGAUCACCUUCACUGGAUCUCUGGACUGACUAAUAAGCACAUGUUAGAGAAGAUGGUCAGAGUACAUUCAUUUCAUACAGAAAGGCUUUGACAGAGUUUCAAUGUACAAAGAGCCAAACAGACCUGCUAAAUUAUUACCUUUAAACAUAUAAUGCUGUCUUUACAUGCACAUUGUAAAACACUAAUCAAAAGUAAUAGUUUAAUGUUAUGGUGGAUAAAUGUAGAGGUUACAGAACAGAAAAAGUAAAGUGAUACAGUGCAGUACUAUCACAGUCAUUUUACUUUUGUGUGAUGCCAAUUAGACUGUAGGCUACAUUCUCUAUCUGCAAUAAUACAGCAUAUUUAUAAAAUAAAAUGAAGGUUCAAAAGUUAUUCUUACACUAUAUUAUUUUAAAUACAGACUCCCGCAUAAAUUGCAUAUUUCUUCUCCUGCUCUUAUUUGUAUAAUAUUCAGGUAGUGACCAUUACAGAAAGCGUUAUUUGAUAACGACCAUUUUAUUUUAAAAUGCCGCAAUGAUUUCAGUGCACCUGCUGUGCAAUGCUUCAACUAACUUGAUACAUUGUUGAGAUUUUAGCACAUUGAAAAUACAGUAGUCUGCUGCGACAGAAUUGGUUAAAAUAAACGGAGUAUACUUUAGUACCCUGACUUUAAAUGCCAGAUUAGCACGGGACAAACACCACAGAUUUCAAUAAGGAGAGAUCAAUUGGAAGAUAAAAUAUAUAUAGGACGACAGGAUUCCCACGGAGUCUACGCUGGUGGUGGUGGAAAAAUACAUGAAUGGAAAGAUAUAGUAGCAUGAAAUGGAAGUACUCAACUAAUGUACGGCAGACUUCAACCUGUGAACCACACAUAUAUUCAAACGACAAAACUAAGAAAAGUGGGAAAAUUCAAACAUCAAGAACCGUUUAACGCAUUAACGUUAACUAGGUAAGUAUCUAUCCUACUUCAUUAUACAAGUAAAUGUGUGUAGCCCUCUUUAAAACUUACUGAACUAAAGCAUACAAAUAUAAAAGUAAGAACACUCAUCAUGCAGAUUGGCCCCUUUUAAAGUGUCAAUGUUUACAUUUUAAUUUUGGAGUAUUAUUAUUGAUGCAUUAACAUGUAAGCUAAGCAACAUUUUAAUUUUGUUGUAGUUGGUCCAGGUCAAGUUAUAAUAACGGUAUGAUGUUGAGUAGUUAAACCUAAGAGAAAUCAUCACAAUUUCUUAACCAAUCAUAUAUUUUGUAUGUGAAUCCACAUCUGCAAAUUAACUAUAGCUGUCACAUAAAUGUAGUGAACUACAACAUACAAUACAUCUCUAGUAUAAUAUAAUACAUAAUGUUACUCCCCAUAACAGUGUCUCCAAACCAGCUUGCUUGAGUCGUUCUUCUGGAAGAGUUCAGUGACAACAAGCUGUAGGGAGACGGCACGUCUCUGACACCAAGAUGGAUGUCAGUGCAGAGAUAGAGCUUGCUAUAGAGGAGAUGGAGAGGGGAGAGCUGCUUUCCACUGUCUGGGCGGCCAUAGAUGAAAUACUGGCUGGCAUACCCAACCCUCCACCUCCUCCUCUUGUCCCUGCUGAGCUGGAACUCAACGCCCACCCUCAGCCAGUAGAAAGUCACGCUGAAGGAUAUGGUGCGAGUAUCCCCAUGAUGGCAUAUCCUCAUAUGUUUGAGCAGCAAAAUCCACUGAUGGCUGCUCCCACCAUGUACGAUGGACUUCUGUGUCAGGGAGACAUUAUACAGCCAGGUUACCUGUAUAACCAGGAAGGUGCAUAUAGCCAGGGACAGUAUCUGCCGUAUCAGUGGCCUGAAGCUGACGUCCCAACAGCUGUCAGUCACCCUGCUGCUGCUCCACAGCCAUAUCUGCCGUAUCUGUGGCCUGUAGUUGACGUCCCAACAGCUGUCAGUCACCCUGCUGCUGCUCCACAGCCAUGUAACAUUGUGCCUGUGGUGAAGCUCUCUGAAGGCCAGAGCCUGCGUUGGGUUGGAGCGCGGAAUGGAGAGAUGUUGUACGAGGUCAUAGCAGAAGAUUCUGCUCCUCCACUGAACACCUCCAAGUCAAGAAAGAGAAAGCGUGAAAGCCAGCAGGACGAAAGCCCUCCGUACGUAAAGAAGCCGCCAAAUGUCUUUAUGCUCUUCAUGAAAGAGCAGAGGUUGAAUGUUGAGGCCGAAUUAAACAUCGAAGGCAUAAAGAGUGCGGCCGUAAAUAAAGUCUUGGGACAGAAGUGGAAGUCACUAACAAAAGAAGAGCAGGCCAAAUAUUACGACAAGGCCGAAGAAGAAAGACGGCUCCACGCCCAGCGACACCCCGAAUGGACCCCCAAAGAUAACUAUGGCAAAAAGAGGAAGAGGCAGAGAAGAGUUAAAGCCUCUGCAUCUAAUCCUGAAGAGGACACUCAACAGGCCAAGAAGAUGGAGUCUUCCUCCUCAAUGACGGAGGCCCCUCACACAAAGACGAGAAUGAUGGAGCCACAGGACCUGCAGACAGUCCUGGGGAUGGAGGCUCCACAAACGCAGACAGUCUUGGUGCAGCUGCCACACACACAGACUGCCGUGACUGUGCCUGUGUGCGACAUGUGUCACCUGCCACAGGUGUAUGAGAUCAGCCCUGCCUCAUGGCUGGAUCCUCUGGAAACAGCGUCCACAUUGCUGGCCUCCCCUGCUCCACUGACUCUAAUGCAGACAGAGUCCACCCACUCAGAGGAUGUCGGAGGACGGUGUUACCCAGUGAUGGAGCAGCUUGAGCCACUUUCCUCUCCUCACUGUAUAGCUUCAGCUGCCUUUCUAUAGACAUCUGCACUGUGGAGCUUAAUAAAAAAAAAUCAUACACAAACAGAAUCACAAACAGUACUUUGACAUGUGACAACUAACAGAGCACCACAGAGCGAAACAGUUUUGAAAGCCACUAUAUUAUUGGUUAAACACAGGAAAACAGGAUCAAGAAAAGGGAAGAGCAGCCACAUGUUUAAACUAUUCAACAGUCUACUGUGUAUAACGCAAUACAGAUAAACAGCACCACAACCUACACCCUCCAAAAUGAUCAUAGAGUUAAAUCAACACCUCUCUAAACAGCUUCAACAAAAACGUAUUGCAGAAUUAUUGGAGGACAGCAACUGAGUGUAUACUUUGACUAACUAAAUAAUUAUCGUUAUUUUAAGCCUUUUAUCUCCUCAUCCUAUCCGUCUUCUAAAUACUGUAGGUCUUUGUUAUGCUUUUGUACGGCCUCAUUACCUUGUGAGUGUUUUAAGAUUUUGUAUCUUG